GAAUAUUUGUGGAUUAUAUUGUUCUUGUGCACUUUACAUUCCGUAUACUCUCAAAAUGCAUUUUCUCAAAACACAUUUGAUGUCACGAAAUACGGAGCCGUUGGAAACCAAAAGACAGAUGACUCACGUGCUUUUCUAAAAACGUGGGCAACAGCAUGUGCGGCAAAUGCAGCCGAGGUCACCAUUGUAGUCCCCCAAGGAAAAACUUUCUUGGUUAAUACCGCAACAUUUCAAGGUCCAUGUAAAGCAAAACGACUUCAUUUUCAGGUGAAUGGUAACGUUGUGGCACCAAGUUCACCGUCGAGUUAUAACGCUGAUUCCUGGUUCUCGUUCCAUCGUCUUAACGGUUUGAUCAUUGAAGGCAAUGGACAAUUCGACGGCAAGGGAGCCAUGUGGUGGAAACGUUGUCCCAUAGUAUGUAAUUACAGACAUAUAAUAUUCUUGGACCGGACUUGUUGUAUAUACCGUGUCUAUGUUUUUCCAAGGAGUCAUUUUGGCCUCAAUUCUUGUAGCAACGUUAAUAUCACCGGCGUUCACAUCUCUGCUCCUGCAUCAAGCCCUAACACCGACGGAAUCAAUAUUAAUUACUCUAGUUAUAUCUAUGUCACUGACACACAAAUCUCCGUAGGUGAUGAUUGUGUCGCAAUCCAGAGUGGUUCUUCUCAUAUCUAUAUAACAAGGGUCACUUGCGGUCCAGGCCAUGGAAUCAGUAUAGGGAGUCUAGGAGUUAACGGAGAAAAAAACCCAACAGUUGAAGAAAUACAUGUGAGAGAUUCGAUUAUAAACUCAGCUACUAAUGGUUUAAGAAUCAAAACUUGGGAGGGAGCUGGAGGAUAUGCGAGACAUAUCUCAUAUUAUAACGUUACCGUUGAUUCAACUUACAACCCAAUCAUCAUCGAUCAACAAUAUUGCCCGCGUAAUAACUGCGGAAACGAUUCUAAUAAAAAUGAAGCAAAUGCGGUGAAGAUCAGCGAUGUAUCAUUUACGAAAAUCAAGGGGACGAUAAAAGGCAAUGUUGGUGUAAUGCUAAAUUGUAGCACAUCUGUAGGAUGCACGGGACUGGUUUUGAAGGAUAUCGACUUAAAAUCGGCUGAGGGUGGCAAUAAAAUUCCUCUAUCAAUGUGUAGUAAUGCUCACGGAAAGGUUUACAACACGCAGCCACCAGUUACUUGUGUCGUACCUUAG
Molecule: messenger RNA, 1185 nt
Organism: Thlaspi arvense
Lineage: Eukaryota; Viridiplantae; Streptophyta; Magnoliopsida; Brassicales; Brassicaceae
Source: the annotation of a GenBank genome assembly